Molecule: messenger RNA, 993 nt
Organism: Rhopalosiphum maidis (corn leaf aphid)
Lineage: Eukaryota; Metazoa; Arthropoda; Insecta; Hemiptera; Aphididae
Exons: 5
Coding region: 1-993 (330 amino acids)
Biological process (GO): sensory perception of taste
Cellular component (GO): membrane
Source: RefSeq, a predicted model, not a curated record
AUGACUGUGAGAUCAGUAUUAAAUAAUUUUAACAGGUGUUUUUUGAUUUGUGGCAUUGGUAGUAUAAAUUACAACCAGGGAGAUUUUAAGACUACAAUGAUGUUGUAUGUCUUGCGAUAUUUAAUAAUUUGUGUUGGCUUUCUAACAUUUUACAACGCCAACAUAUGGGUAAUAAAUGGUGAUUCGGAAAUAUUGGAAUUAACGUCGUUAAUAAUAAUUUGUUGUUUUGAAUUGUUGAUGAUUGGAAAAUUCAUAUCUAAUAUCUGUCGAGUAUUUUUCGAUAAAAAACUAUCGACGGUAUUAACUAAACUCGAAAAAAUUCACGAAAAGUUGAUACAACUGAAUGUGGUCAGGCCGAUAAAAAUAAAAAUAAAAAUAAAUUGGUUUAUCAUAGUUCUAUGGUUGAUCUCAAAUGUAUGCGAGUGUGUUUCGUUUUGUGAAUACAUACUACUUAUAUUGUACAUAAAGUGGUUGGUGAACAAAAUAAAUGAACAAAUCUUGGAAAAAUAUUCAACAAUAAGCACACUUAGAGAUUUGUAUUUAGAAGUUAUAGAAUGCUUAAACGAUAUCAAUAGAUCAAUAUAUGGUUUGUCGGGCAUAGUUGGUCUUAUCGGGACAAAUGUUGUUCAAGUUAUUACCAUAUUGUACCGUUAUAUAAUUUUCCCUGGAAAUUAUAUCAAUGAUGAUUAUACUGUAUAUGCUUUAAUAAUAUUAUCUAUGAAGAUAUUCAAUGUUAUAAUUUUCUACAAGAUUGGAGAUAUCACGGAAAAUGAGAUUAAUCGGAUGAGGUUUGUCUUACAUCAUCGAUCCGUGAUAGAAAGAAACCCUAGAAUUAAACGCCAGAUCAAGUAUUUUAUGCUACGAAGAUUGCAUCAACACUAUAAUUUUGAGUUGUAUGGAAUAUGUCAGAUUAAUUCGAAAAAACUACUUAUUUUAUCUAACAAAGUAUGUGCCUACUUGUUUAUUCAAAUUCUAUUUAAAUUGAAUAAAUAA